Molecule: messenger RNA, 414 nt
Organism: Ordospora colligata OC4
Lineage: Eukaryota; Fungi; Microsporidia; Ordosporidae
Product: nuclear distribution C-like protein
Exons: 1
Coding region: 1-414 (137 amino acids)
Biological process (GO): protein folding
Cellular component (GO): cytoplasm
Source: RefSeq, a predicted model, not a curated record
AUGUACCCCGAACAAAUGGACAAGUGUGCGGAUAUGAAGUACACGUGGGAUCAGGAACUGAACGAGAUUAGCAUUCAAAUGCCUAUACCUGAACACUUUGAUGCAAAAUGUGUUGUGGUUGAGGUGAUUGGAAAGAACAUUGUGAUUAAUAAUGGACAGGAAUUGGUGGUUGAUGGAGAGCUUUUACAUGAGGUGGAUGCAUCGAGUGUAUGGUGGAUAGCUGAUGGAAGCAUGAUUAAUGUUGGAUUAUCGAAAAAAAGGAAUGAAUGGUGGAACAGCCUGUUAGUUGGUUCUGAAGAGGUUGAUGUGGAAGACCUUGCAGAAAACAGGCAUGCAGACAUAGACAUGCUUGAUCCUGAGGCAAGAGAAGUUGUUGAAAAGAUGAUAUACAACAGCAAGGGAGAUCAAAAGUAG